Messenger RNA from Dermacentor albipictus, 1098 nucleotides. Its product is annotated as cAMP-regulated phosphoprotein 19-like. Gene Ontology annotation, molecular function: protein phosphatase inhibitor activity. The record is from RefSeq and is a predicted model, not a curated record. Lineage: Eukaryota; Metazoa; Arthropoda; Arachnida; Ixodida; Ixodidae. Gene Ontology annotation, cellular component: cytoplasm.
UUAAAUUGCUUCAGUGAUAAUCGCAUUAGCGUUGACAGUCAUCGCGAAAUGGAUUCUGCCGGAUUUUUUUUUCAGCUCCAACUACACUUCGUUAUUCGCGUAACGUUGUCAGACUGAGCAAGCGUCGUUCAUGGCGCAGUGCCGUGGAAAUGUUCUGAAAUUAGGAGACACAUACAAAGAAAAGAAAAAAAGAAAGAAUACAGCCGCACGCGCCAGGCCACUGAGUGAUUCGUCCAAGCUGACAGGAAUCGACACCAGCAAGCAGACUCUGCCUGCAGUCCAGCUAAACCCCGUAGCUGCAAGACUUUGUCACUCUGAGUACUUCGCCUAAAUCGUUUGUCGGAGGCAUGUCCACUGACGACGGUCAAGUCGCAGAAGGCUCUGCAGACGCCGACACGACAGGCGAGGAUGAACAGCAUCCAACAGUGCGAAAGGAGGAACUGGAGGAAGAAACGAAGUUAAAGCCGAAGUACCUGGUAAACACGAGACGUGGAGGAUCAGUGCUCCUCCAGAAACGACUGAAGAAAGGGCAAAAAUAUUUCGACUCUGGAGACUACAACAUGGCUAAAGCAAAGGGCCAGGAAGCGGUUCCGCAGGGACCGCCCGCCGUCUUCCCGAAACCCACUGGGGUGACCAUCCCUACAGUGGAGUCGCUGCCGCCGCGCAAGACCCCAAUGAAGCAGAGCAAGCUCGCCAUGGAGCCUUCUUCCUAGAAGAUGCAAGGCCUGCCUGUCCAAGAGAAGAAAUGCGCUCCAUGAAGUAGCGGUAGCACCGGCUCACUUGAUGAGAACGAAGACGCAGUUUUUGUGAUGGACCCAUAAUUUGCCUGGUGCUACUUUUUUUCUUUUUUUAAAGUCUGUGUUGCAUGGACAGUUUUUUUUUUUUUACAGAUUCUUAAGACAACAUCUUUUCCAUUGAAUGGUGUUGGAUUUGCAGACGGUUUGUAGAUCUGCACUGCCUUUCUUUUCCUUUCAUUUUGUUUCUUUUAACGAGCGUCCAUUGCGUGUUCUGAAAAGGGGAGGUAGGGUUCGCGCGCAUUGUGCGCUGCUAAUAAAGGCACAGAAUAAAGGUGAGGGGUAGGAAACUUGUAUCCGGGAA